AUCCCACUCUAGAUGGCGGGCGGCAACUCUCCUCUUACAAUGAAAUGAGACGAAACCCAUAUCAUCCAUCUCAUCUCAUCUCUUAAUCUCUCAAUCAGCACUCUGUCUAGAGAUCUCUAUUCCUCCCUCUGACAUUGUCUGUGUACAAUCACCCAGAGAACUCACCUGGCCAACAACGGCGUUCCCCGCAACACAACUUCGCGACCACCAACACUUCUGCAAGUGUUCCAGAAACAGUCAAUAACACAACCAGGAAGGAUGCCUGAUGUCAAACGCACUGUCAAGCUCAUUACAGAGCAGGCCCCGACGGAGAAAUCCUCUGAAUUUGACGGCUUGCCGGUCCGUCGGUGGUCCGUUGAAGUUUAUCUCCUGAACGAGCAUGGAGAACAGGUUCCUGCGACUCUUUUUAGUGAAGUGACUUAUACUCUUCACCCGAGUUUCGAAGACAGAGCUGUUCAAACUUUCAAGGCUCCGCCGUUCAGAAUUGAAGAAGAGGGAUGGGGAGAGUUUGACAUGUCCAUUCGGCUUCUUGCGCCGGACAAGGAACAUGUUAUCGCUCAUGAUUUGAACUUCCAACAGAAUAGAUACGAGUCGAAGCACGUUCUUACCUUUAAGAACCCUAAGCCAGCCGUCCUCGCUGCCCUACGCGAAUUUGGUCCCGUCCCAGGAGAUGAAAAUGGUCUGAAGUCGAAGCGUGGCCAGGAUGAUAGCUCAAAGAAAAAGAAACGCGUCGAUAAGAAUAUUGAUAUGGAGAGGCUUGCCGAUGGUUUACAGAAGCUUGGAGAGGAUGAUCUUCUUCAAGUUGUUCAGAUGGUUCAUGAUCAUAAGUCACCAGAUUCAUAUACAAAGAAUGAUAUUGAACAGGGUGAAUUCCAUGUCGACCUGUAUACCCUGCCCGACAGCCUUAUCAAGAUGCUCUGGGAUUUCUCUCAGGAAAAGGGAGUUGUGUGAGCGAAUAUGCUUGCACCCCUAUUUUAAAUUAAUAUGCUAAAAUCGAAAUUCAUUGGGAGAUAACCAGCAUUGUUAAAUAUGGGGAAAAGAACCAAAAGCUGGAGAAGAGAAAAAGAAAAGGGAAAAAAAAGUCCUGCAAUUGCGUGUGCUGAAAAUACAGAUGUAAAAUAGGCCAUAUCUCUUUGCUUCCGCCCACAUCUUCGUGUCCUCUGCUGCCAUUGGCCCCGCAUAUGGUCUUUCCUUUUACUCAUAGCCUUGAGUUAUUUUUCUCUCAUCUUUUGGUCUGAUUUUGCCACGGAGUACAUUGGCGACAAGGUUCCACUUUCGUGUAAUUCUGGCGAUACAUUCACUGAUGGCAUGAGAUAUUCUGGGUUGGGUCUCUUAAUAAUUGAAUGGCAUAUGAAAGCACCGUUUA
Molecule: messenger RNA, 1366 nt
Organism: Coccidioides immitis RS
Lineage: Eukaryota; Fungi; Ascomycota; Eurotiomycetes; Onygenales; Onygenaceae
Product: transcription initiation factor subunit
Exons: 7
Coding region: 259-951 (230 amino acids)
Biological process (GO): chromatin remodeling; regulation of transcription by RNA polymerase II
Cellular component (GO): Swr1 complex; NuA4 histone acetyltransferase complex
Molecular function (GO): histone binding
Source: RefSeq, a predicted model, not a curated record